AUGACCUUGCACAUCCUAUUUUACCUUUCUUCCUUCACCGUAUAGCUUAUGAUCAGCAUUUCUUUAUCGUUAAGAUUUUUCAUUUCCGCAUUAGUUUUGUUCCCUUUGAAUUUAUUCUCCUUGGGUAUUAGGAAAAAGGCCUUAGAGGUGAAGGUGGAGAUUAACAGAGAAAGCUCAUAUUUAUGGCUGAUGCAUUUGAUGAAGAGUGUGAUUAUCUCUUCAAGGCUGUACUGAUUGGAGACUCUGGAGUUGGGAAAUCAAAUCUACUCUCAAGGUUUGCAAAAGAUGAAUUUCGCUUGGAUUCCAAACCCACCAUAGGAGUGGAAUUCGCUUACCGCAACAUCAAGGUUGGAGACAAACUCAUCAAAGCUCAGAUAUGGGACACUGCCGGCCAAGAAAGGUUUAGAGCUAUCACAAGUUCAUACUACCGAGGAGCCUUAGGGGCAUUGCUAGUGUAUGACAUAACCAUGAGAUCAAGUUAUGAGAAUGUAAGCAAAUGGUUACUGGAGCUUAGAGAGUUUGGAGGGCAAGACAUGGUGGUUAUUCUAGUGGGAAACAAAUGUGAUCUGGGUCAAUCAAGGGAAGUUGAGAAAGAAGAAGGAAAAGGGUUUGCAGAAACAGAAGGAUUGUGUUUCAUGGAAACCUCUGCUUUGAAGAAUCUGAACGUUGAGGAAGUGUUCCUACAAAUGAUCAAAAAGAUUUAUGACAUGACAAGCCAGAAAAAUUUGGAAGCCAAAAUGGAUGAGAAACCCAUCAAUGUUUUGAGUGGCAAAGAGAUCCAUAUUACUGAUGAAGUUACUGCGACUAAACAACCUAGUACUUGCUGUUGAAUAUGGGAGCUUUUGUGGGGGAAAAUUUGGGAUUUUGUGAGAAUCUUUGAGUGAUCGAUUCUUCCAAUUUUCUCCACUUUACUUAUUUUUUUCUCCCCUUAUUUUAUUUGUUACAUGGUGACGAUGGAGUUAAUUUUUAAACAAUACAAGUGAUGACUCACUGGUAGAAUGUAAAUGUUGAUUUUAAUAUUAUACAUAGAUUAUAUAAACUCUUUGCAG
Molecule: messenger RNA, 1049 nt
Organism: Abrus precatorius (Indian licorice)
Lineage: Eukaryota; Viridiplantae; Streptophyta; Magnoliopsida; Fabales; Fabaceae
Product: ras-related protein RABA6b-like
Exons: 2
Coding region: 183-830 (215 amino acids)
Cellular component (GO): endosome
Molecular function (GO): GTPase activity; GTP binding
Source: RefSeq, a predicted model, not a curated record